AGGUAAAGCUUGGGUCCCCCACCAGUCGGGAAAGACAAACACCACGACACCUCGUCAGACUGCACCUUCACCUCGCUGCCGCAUUCCACCCUCCACCAUUCUCCUAGUAAUGUCGUACGCCUGCUAGAAUACAUGCCCGCGAACCCGGUUCCUACGCGCCCAACAUCAUCUCCCAGGGCGGCUCGCCCGCGCUCCCCGUGCCCAUGAACCCACUGCAAGAUGCUACUCCGAGACCGCCAAAGUAUGCCGACCUCGAAGCCUCCGUGAUCCUCCCCAAACAGCGCGCAUCGCCUGCUUCGUCCCUUACGUCGCUACCCUACCGCCGAUCCAAUCCCUCUCUGCACAAGCUAUUCGAAUCGACCUCAUCGCUCGCGGGCUCGCGCCCGAGCUCUGGCACUGCAACGCCCACUCCCGCCUCCGCUCCGCCUGCCGCUUUAUCCCCAGGAUCGCGACAGAAUGGCACGGGUACGCCGUCCAGUUUACAACCGGGAGUCUCGGAUGAAUACAGGAUUCUCAUACAGCGUGCCUUUGUGCCGCAUGUCGCUGUUGUGGCCGAUGUAGAAACGGAGACCAUGAUACGAGGGAAGGGUAUCGAAGGGGGACUGCUGCAGCUUCUGCGCCCGUUUGGGGAGACUGUACCUGGAAAGAUCACGAUAAGAGACAGUAUAGGUGCCAGUAAGAGCCAUGCGGACUUCGGCAUACGCUUCGUGGGAGCACAUCUUGGUUCAGGGCUUGCUAGCUUGCCGGCAACUGCGCGGAAUAGUCUGGAGGAUCCUAGUCGGACGUCACAUACCUCAAUGCGCCCGAGGAGUAUAGGAGGAAAUGUAGCGCAGGUUGAAGAGGUGGUGGAUCGCCAUUUGCAGUACUUCGAGUUCAACGCCCAUACCGCUGCCUCGGGCAUUCCUGGGGAACCCCAUACUCUCGCCCCCGAAGCAAAUUCUUCUCCCUUCUAUACUCUCUACCUUAGGCGCUUGCUCUCCGGACUGCCCCUAGUACCCCAUGAGACUUUCGCUCACCCCGUCGCAAGCGUCAUUGCAGUCAGCUCUCGAAAUCCGAAUCCCACCGAAGAGUUUAGGAGGCUCUACGCGAAGCAGCGCGAGGGCGAGCUUCGGCCACCCCCAUGGGUGGAUAACGAAUAUCUACGCUAUUAUGUGCUCGUUCACGAAGAGGAGACGGGAGAUAUCGCAAAGUCCAAUCAAGUAUUUGAUCAAAUGAAGCGGCAUUUUGGCUUGAACUGCCAUCUAUUAAGAUUGAAGAGCCAGCAAUGCAUCCCGUCCGACGAUGACAGCGUGCGGCUCCCUACCUGCGAGUGGAUGUCCUCUGCAGAGGAGCUGGCAGAGAUCCAACAGCGAGAAACCGCCGACGACAUAACAGACCCCACCCCGUAUAUCCCCGAGUCCGACAUUACAGCCAUCCGCACCUUCGUCCGCGAACUCGUCGCCCAAUCUAUCGUCCCCCAAAUGGAACGCCACGUCGCCACGUGGAACGAGCAAGUCCUCGCCCGCCGCCGGGGCAUCUCUGGCCGCUUCAUGUCCCUCUCCAAACGCUGGACGCCCUUUGGUUCCAGCCGCAACAGCUCCUCUCCCGCCCUAGGCUCCUCAAACACAAACUACGACUCCCUGCAGGGCUUCUACCGCCCCGACGCCCCCGAAGCCAUCAUGCGCAAACUGGCAGACUACAGCUUCAUGCUAAGAGACUGGAAGCUAGCCCUCUCAACCUACGAUAUUCUCCGCACCGAUUUCAACAACGACAAAGCCUGGCGGCACUACGCCGGCGCCGCCGAAAUGGCCGCCUUGUCCGCGCUCAUGUCCACGGGACCCUUGACUAGUAAAACCAGAACGGAAAAUAUAGAUACCUGGAUCGAAGCUGCUUCCUACAGCUACACGGACCGCGACCGCAGCGCAGCACCGUAUUACGCCCUCCGCACAUUGGCGCUUAGUUUGGAACUCCUGCGCCUGAGGGGUGCGUCGGCCGCCGACGAUGCCGCCAGGUGGGCCUCCAGGAUCCUGGAAAUGGGACUCGUGGGGCCUGUGGGGAACGCGCUGUUUACGGAGCGCGUGGCUGCCUGUUAUGCGAUCCGCAAAGGGGUGGGAGCGCAUCGCAUGGGUUCGCGGCUACGCAAAGCAGCGUUCUUCGCCGUGUUGGCGGCCGAGGCCUGGUUCCGGCUUGGAAAGUCUUUGCAGGCGGAGAAGUGUCUCGAUGUUGCGAUGGGGUUGUAUGGAGCUAGGGGUGGGUACGACGACGGGGUUGUGAAGAUUCCGUUUGCGCAGAUGCGCGAGUUUAUUGAGGAGUUGAGGCAGCAGAUUCUGGGUCUGCGGAUGUCGAUUCGCGGACUGGAAAGUGAGGAGGGGGCGGAGGAGGAGGUGGAGGAGAGUGUCGUGGUUGAGGAGACGGAGACGCUGGAUAAGAGUCCCAGGAUGCAUCGGAGGUCGUUGAUUGGGGCGGUAGCGCCGGCGACGGAUCUAGCGGGGCUGACUCCCGGAUUAGAGAGGGAGAGGGAGGAGGAGAAGAAAGCGGAUCAUUUUGAGUGAGGGAUGUGAGGACUUCUAGGAUUGGGGCUUUUGCGCAUUGCGUUGGCGUUAGUGGUGGCUGCAACUUGGGCAUUCGUGAGGGCACUUGGGCCUAGAGAGGCGGAUCAUAUUCUUGGGCCAGUAAUCUUAGGGAUCGGGGUAGAUGA
Messenger RNA from Westerdykella ornata, 2677 nucleotides. RefSeq lists its product as uncharacterized. Gene Ontology annotation, biological process: protein localization to phagophore assembly site; endoplasmic reticulum to Golgi vesicle-mediated transport. Gene Ontology annotation, cellular component: TRAPPIII protein complex; cytoplasmic vesicle; phagophore assembly site. The transcript has 2 exons. The coding region runs from base 204 to 2531 and encodes 775 amino acids. Lineage: Eukaryota; Fungi; Ascomycota; Dothideomycetes; Pleosporales; Sporormiaceae. The record is from RefSeq and is a predicted model, not a curated record.